This is a messenger RNA of Postia placenta MAD-698-R-SB12, 2135 nucleotides long. RefSeq lists its product as hypothetical. The record is from RefSeq and is a predicted model, not a curated record. Bases 90 to 2063 code for a protein of 657 amino acids. The transcript has 6 exons. NCBI's taxonomy places the organism in Eukaryota, Fungi, Basidiomycota, Agaricomycetes, Polyporales, Adustoporiaceae.
CUGACUCGACGUACUGUACCAAGCUCUAUAUAUUAACACUCUAGGCUACGUACAACUCCACAUUUGAUCCAUUUGUAAAAAUACCCGACAUGUCCUCAUCUCAAUACCACGUCUUCUCCCUACCAAAGGAAUUGCUGGAUACUUUGAUCCCUCGCAACGACUUCGAUCAAGCGCAAGCAUCACCUCCCGAAGCUCGAUCCGAGUCCCCUGUGCCGGCGGCGGCCUCUGGCGCAAGCUCGCGCGCAUGCAAUGUCUGUCUUGGUGCUAUGUUUGCAGAUGUGGAUGAGCAGCGCGCACAUUAUCGCUCCGAUUGGCAUAGAUAUAAUGUCAAGGUCAGGCUGAACGGCGGCGCGCCGGUGUCGGAAAGUCAAUUCGCUCAGCUUGUAGACGGACUGGAGGACUCCAUCUCAGGUUCUGCAUCCUCGUCGGAAGGGGACUCUGAAGACUCGGAUGCGGUCGCGACGCUCAUACACAAAACGCGCAAGCUCGCGCGGUCUCCCUCUCCAGACUCUGCAAUAACUACUGCCCCGCAGACACCCCUCGCGUGGUUCCACUCGCCUCCGUCCACCCAAGUCGGCGUCUACAAAGCGCUGUUCCCAUCUGGGACCCCCGCGCCGUCGUAUCUCGAUGAGCUGAAGGAGAUGCAGAACGGUGGAGAUCGCGGCCGCACAUGGGCGAUGUUCAUGACUGCAGGGGGGCAUUUUGCUGGUGCCAUUGUUCGCGUCAAGGCUGCCGAUAGUGAAGUCGAUGAUCAAGGCGGUCUGACGAAAAAGGGCAAACCACGGAAGCCAAAGCCCGACACUGAAGUCUUGAAACAUAAGACAUUCCAUCGCUACACUACACGUAGGAAGCAGGGUGGCGCACAGUCGGCGAAUGACAAUACAAAGUCCAAGGCCGUCAGUGCUGGUGCCAUGCUCCGUCGCUAUGGCGAGCAGGCUUUGCGAGACGAUAUCCGAAAUCUCCUGCAAGAUUGGGCCGAAGAAAUAGACGAGUGCGAACGUAUUUUCAUCAGGGCGAGUAUCUCGAAUAGACGCAUUUUCCUUGACUAUGAGAACGCAGUCAUAUUGAAGGGUGAUGAACGCCUGCGUACAUUCCCUUUCCCCACGCGACGUCCGACCCAGUCGGAGCUAUUGCGCUGCUUACUGGAACUCACUCGUGUCAAGGUCUCUCACUUGACGGAGGAGGCGCUACGUGCGCAAGACGAGGCCUAUCUCGCUUCUCUGCCGAAGCCGAAGCCGAAACCCCCGACCGCUGCUCCACAUGAGCCUGCGAAGCCAAAAGAGAAGCAACAGCAGCUCACGUCUGAAGAAAUAUCGAUGAGGGAGAAAUGGGGUCGCCUGCUUGAGAUGGUUACCAAAGGCCGUCUAGAUGCUCUGAAAGCGUUUUGGGAGCGCGAGGGCACUAGUCUAGGAGGCGUGGACACCGCCGUGCCAGAAUGGACAAACGAGAGGGGUGGUACACUUCUGCAGAUCGCCGCGCGUCACGGCCAGGCAGAACUUGCGAAAUGGCUACUCGAGGACAUGCGUGCAAACCCGACUUUGGACGUUCCCGUAGGCGCCGGAGGGGAAGACGAAGGGCAGAUGUCCGAUGCGUCCGAUGCCCCUGCGCUCCUGGCGGGCUCACGACGGACCGCGUACGACCUUGCGCGCAGCCGUGCUGUGCGUGACGUGUUCAGACGCUGCGCCGCCGUUCAUGCCGACUGGUGGGACUGGCUUGGGACGGAGAAGGGCGCGCGGGUACCCAGCGUUCUCAGCACAGAGAUGGAAGAGGGGCGAGAGGAGAAGAAGAAGGCGCGGCGGAAGGGGCUGAAGGAGCGCGUGAAGGAGCGCGAGGUCAAGGAGAAGGAGAAAGAGGGGCGUACGCCUAGCCCGGUGCCAGAGGUCGCGCCGUCGCGCACGACAACAGCUCAUGCAGAGUCUGCGGCUGGGCCAAGGAGGCUGGGAGGCUCUGCAGGUGCUGCUGAGAGUAUCGCGGGGUUGACACCGGAGAUGAGGGCAAGGAUUGAGCGGGAGCGAAGAGCGCGGGCGGCGGAAGCACGUCUGAAAGCACUUGGCGGUAAAUGAACGUUUAAUCUUUGAACGCUGUAGCCUUAUACUAUGUAGCGCACGACAUCGAAUAUUUGCACACGCGAUUUC